This is a messenger RNA of Drosophila miranda, 3499 nucleotides long. RefSeq lists its product as uncharacterized. The record is from RefSeq and is a predicted model, not a curated record. Lineage: Eukaryota; Metazoa; Arthropoda; Insecta; Diptera; Drosophilidae. The coding region runs from base 2163 to 2702 and encodes 179 amino acids. Gene Ontology annotation, biological process: septate junction assembly. The transcript is spliced from 3 exons.
GCACCGUUAGUGACUUUCACUUAAAUGAGACUUUGACCUAAGCCGCAGCCCUAGCCACACACACACCUUCGUCUUGAAGCGCUGCACGGCCGUGAGGAGGCUCAUGAGCAGCAUUUUGAUGACCAGAACGCCGGCCCAGAACACAUAGCUCUUGAACACGGGAUUAUUAAGGCUGAGUAGCUCCACAACGCCGGCCAUCUUUCACUUGAUUUUAGUUUUAUUUUAGAUUAUUAGAUGAUUUUCUGCCGGUCGGUUCGAUUGUCAGGUCUGUAGCGCGCCGUGAAAGUUCAAGUUUUGAGAGCAUUCGUGCUUGUGUGUUUUCUUUAUAUGGCUCUCGCUCACUUGUUGGAAAAGCUCUCUCAAAGCUCAAAGCAAAAGUGUCGCGUCAUUCUGAGCAAGCCAGAAAUUAUGUCGAAUUGAAGACAGUUUGAGAGCAGCUGCUAUGGAAUUUGUCUGUUUACACUAAGCAGAAGGCAAGCCCCAGCCAUUGACCUGCCAAAUCAAUGGGAUCACUUUAGCCCUUAAGGGCAUCUUCAAAUGUGUCGAAUUGGUCAUGUCAUAAAAUAUUCAAGUAAAUCCGAACUUAAGCCAAAGUAGUGUCAACGAUGCACCAGAGGGAAAAAAAAUUGUACUUACUGCCGUUACGAAGCGGGUGAGGCCCGUAAGGAUGCCCAUGGCAAAGAUUUUGAGCACCAGAACCGCCGUCCAGCCGAGGUAGACGCGGAACACCUCGUUCUCCAUAGAAAUCAACUCGGGAUGCAGCAUUUUGAGACCUCAGACAGACCUUUCGCGUGCACUCACAGACUGAAUCGUUCGAUGCACGACAAGUGAGGGAAAACUAGUAAUAUCGCGAUUGGAUGCCCUGUAGAGCUCGCCCCCAAAGGGGUAUAUACUGGGUUGGGUUAGUUGUCUGUGUGAACAUGUUGGCUCGAAUAUGAUCAGAUCUAGCAUUUCCCCCAAGGGGUUGGCAUGUAAUUAACAGGGUAUUUAUCUACUAAAUACCCGUUUUGCUAUGAUUAAAAUUAAAUGAAACAACAAAAGCAUACAAAUUGCCGGUAAUUAGCGUAAAAUUGCAAAGACAAAAAGCUCCAAAGCUCAAUUAGCUUUCGUUCUGGAAAAUUGCGAGUAUCGUAAACGAAGCUCCCUCCCGUUCCGUGCAUAAGGUAGGGAAAUGGGAUUAAUCGAGGGAGUGGAGCGAUAAGCAAGGUUCAAAAAUAGGUCGAAAGGUACAUAUGUACAAAGAUUUUCAUAUGAGGGGUGUAUCAUAUCAGCAGGUGCUUCAAAGCUUUGUGCUUUUUUUUUUUGAUAAGACCAUUUCGUUCUCCCCAUUAAGGUUGGGAGAUCACUUGAAAUCACAAAAAAUAAAUUUUUAAAAGUUGGACCCUUUUAACUAUUCAUCUAUAUUUUUUGCCUUUCGAAUCCCCUGAAGAGCGCUCCACAAUCAGAUAUUUCUAUGAAUCUAUAGCAUUCAGAUGCACUUCUCCUCUAAAAAUAGAUAGAAACUGGUUUCUGAUGCAAACCUGAUCCAAAACUGGUACAUAAUGGAUUACAAAAAUGGUAAUUCUGCCAUAAAACUACAACCAAUCUCCUUUUUCCAAUCAUAGGAAUCGAAAUCUAUAAGAAUGCUUUAAAAAUGGGGACUGCCCCUCCAAAAUUAGGAACUUAACCUAAUGGCCCCAUUCCCCCAUUCCUCAGUCCAGAGAGUCGGGGCAUAAAUCUUGACAUAACCUUCUAGCAGCAAAUCAUUAGCAAUGUGAGGCCGCAUCAUAAUAGAAUCAUAAUCAUUUCAUAAUCCGAGAAAUAAUGUGUGCUCUGCCCCAAACAUAACAAUAAUUAUGAGGCACACAACAUCCCCGCCCCAUGCCCAUGCCCAUUCCUAUUCCCACUCUUCAGCCAGUCAAGGGGGCCUUCCUUAAGUGCGCUCUGUAAAAUUGUGGGAUGUCUGGUUGCGGUUCCGUCUUACAGCAGAAAAGCACGCCAGGCGGUUUCCACUUCACGAUAAACAGCAGAUAAACAGAGCCACAAAAUGAAAAGCCUAUUUCCUCUCGGGUCCUCUCCAGCCGCCGCCCAAAAGUGUAAUUAAUUAAUUUCGCGCUCGUUCGCUGGUCAUCCAAUCCAAUCCGAUCUGCUGCAGAACAUCAGAGAUUUGCAUAGCCUCUCGCAUGCCACACACAGCAUCCACGGGGGCAAGCAGCAAUCAGUUUACGUUCCGCUUUGGUCGUGUACACGCUGAACGGAUCGAAAUAGGGAGCGUCUUCAAACUGGAUCACAUCUUCGAGGACUACCAUCGGCAACAGUUUCAUAAAAUGUCGCACGGUGAACGUAAAGGUCGCCUCAAUGUGGUCAAAUUUCUGGAAUUGGGGUUUGCCGUGGCCUGUUUGGUGCUGCACUUUUACAGCUUCAACGAUCGCGAUAUUAUGACAUCAUUUCUGGCCACCGGCACCUUCACGGGCUACAUUAUCGUGGUGAUUGGUGUAUUUGCUGGCGUUCUGAUGCGGGCACCCAUUCACAAGCGCAUCGACAUAUUCUUCAGCGUCAUGGGCUGCGCCCUAUUCGUGGCAAGCGGUGUGUUCAUCAUCGAGGCUUGGGAGUUCUCUUUCAGGACACGGACACGCGACCUGGCGCUGAUCAAGGCCUCACUGUCUAUCGUCAAUGGCGUGCUCUUUGGAUUCGAUGCCAUCUUCACCUUUCGGGACAAGUGAACGGGCCUCACACAACCUUUAUUUUGUGUUUUUUUUAUUGCUUCUUUCAUACGCAUUUAAUAGUCCAUAAGUCGCAGAUUCAGAUUCAGAUUCAGAGUUCAUUUAAUUUCAUUUAUUUAUAUAUUUUUUACUCAAACAUUCGCUCUUUAGAAUAACACUAACCACACAUACAACUGAAUAGCUUAAAACUUACUAGCGAGCUUCCCUCAAGUUCUCCCCUACCGAACCUACCCAACGUGCUGUGCUGUGUGUGAUGGUGGUGAUGCCUUAGAUUAAUACAACUGCAGAGGUUAUAGCCACUCUAGCGCUUUCCCUCGGGUGCAUUCUUAGAUUUUAAAACACAAUUGGAAACGAUUGGAUGCAUCUAUGAUUGUUACAAUAAUUUUCGAUUGCUUUGCCUUCGCCACAGAAACGCGUCUUAGAUUACAUUUGCAUACGUUCAGAUCUAGUCUUUAGCGAUUCCAUGCGUCUGUUAGAUGCGCUAGAUUCCCAGAGAGUGAUGGGAGACGCUGCUAGCUACUCUAGCAGCUCGCAUGCAUCCAUUCUCUGUGUGAUCGAACGCAUCAGACGAUUUUUACAAUUGCUUUUGCUUUACACACAUUCUAAGAUUGCUCGUACAUUUUGCAUACACGUUAGUCACUCUCUUACUCUCGUCAAUAUGAUCGUCCUUGUCCCCUAAACUCGCUUAAAUGUAAGUGUAAUAAUUUGUCUGUUAUUGUGUGAGAUUUAGUCUCAAUAAAAAGUAAAUCGUACGCUUUUUAAAUUAGUCAUUGACAUGGAAAAUGGUCCGAAAAAAA